CAUUUUUGUUGAAGAAGAGGAAGAGGAGGAGGAUGAGGAAGUUUAAUUAUUCCUCCCCAACAGUCCUGCCGUCGUGCUCCUGGUAGGCCGAUCUGUCGUUUCCUCCAUUAGUGUCAGCUCAUUACAACUAUUGUUAAACCAAUUAUAGAGGUGUUAAUGGACGAUGGAAGGCCUAUUGGCAUGAAAAAACGGCCCGCAGAGAGAGGAUGUGAGUUGAGGGGGGGGGGAGAAACAGAUUUUAAAGGAGUAUUAGAUGUUUAUUAAGAGGCAGGAUUGAACAAAAUAGCAGAGAUCAUCCUGCAAGACGUGACGUUAGAUAAAUAAACCGGCUUCAUACAAUCAUUCCUGUAUGAUUAUUCUAACUAGAGGGCAACUAUCUCUGUCUGUUUACUCAGUUCAUUUUCUUAUAAAUGCUCUACUUUGCAAAUCUCCAGUACAAACAGCUUUCCUGGAUGUCUCUUUUAACAACAACAUGCAUGAUGCUACAUAAACUUGCAUUCUGUAUAUCGGAUUUCCAACCAGCACCUGAAGGCAGCAGGAUUGCAGGAAAAUAUGCAAAUAGGACAAAAAAUAUCCCACGUGUGUCACGCCAAUGUGUGGUUAACAAUGAAAUGAUCAGUUUUUGAAAGUAUGUUUAUAUCUGAAUCAUAUGAAGGAGUUCUGCCUGAUUCACAGUAUCUCCAUUCACUUUCUCUAAAAGAUUUAUUGCAUUGAGUUUUGUUUGUUUGGUCUUUCAGUAGAAGGACUUUUUUAGAUGUAGGAACUCUGUUCAGACUGGAACUGGAUUUAUUAUAAUAUGUGUUGGAGGAUAUGCAGCCCUCAAAAAACUGUUGGUUACUCAGAGGAGAAUCCCUCAAAAUUCAUUUCAUUCUCCUUUUCUGGUUUUUAAAUCACACAAACACCAACUAACUCUCAUUUUAAACAGCACAAAUGAAUCAUUUGCUCAUAGCUACAAUAUCUGAUUGAAUUGUUAUGAUCAGGGCCUGGAGGUCAGAGUUUACUAACCUUAUUAUUUACAACUACAUCACCGUGCAGAUGAAAAAAAAAAAAAAGCUCAUCUCUUUCAGGCUUAAUUACAUCAUUACAGACACUGAGGUGUUAGCUCAUUCCACGUGUUAAUCGACUUGACAGCGUUUUGCAAACAGGCGAUAAUCGCUGAGUCUUUACAGGUGAUGGCCCGCAGAGCGUCUGAUUGACGAUAUAUAUAUACUAUCACACAGCAGAAAUAUCACCAUGACAGGAUGAUCAAUCUGGAGAUUUGGUGGAAUAUGGGACAGCCGCAUGUCCGGGUGGGCCGGUGCAGCCGCCGGGCCAAUAUACAGCACGCCAGGGGGCCACAUCGGCCUUUUUGCUUGGGCCUUCCUGGAUCCCAACACGGUAUUCAAAUGUCAGGAGUAGGGCGGGACCUGCCGGGACCUUAUAAGACGAGGACGACCAGGUUUCUCCACUAUAUUUGCGCGCUACACCUCCGUCUGUCACACGCUGCGUCCAGAGGCCCCCGGAGGACAGAAAGAACGGGCCAGGAGUCAACAUCUGCCGAGCCGAAACAAGAUUAAGGUUAUGAAACAAUGGAUGACUGACAAAUAAGAAAUAUUGACUUUACUAUUCUCAGGAGCCGAGCGUCACGUCACUCUUUGAUUAUUUUUUUUUUUCAACACAUUUUUGACUCUAGAUAUUUCUCUCUUGGCAAAAAAGGAGACAACUCUGUGUUUGGAUUUUUUUCCCCUCGAAAACUUUCUACUUCGCGGAGGAUUUUAUAUUCGUUUUUUUUUUUUUUUUUUUGAUAUAUUCUUUUUAAAAAGCCUGUGAUAGGUGCUUCUCCUCCAAAGACUUGUGUUGGGGAUGUUGAGCUCUGUGAAGAUGGAAGCCCACGAUCUACCAGAGUGGAAUACUACUUUCUUCAGCGAGCCCAGUGAGAUGUAUUCCUCUCCCAGCACCAUGAACUCUGGUCUGGGCUCCAUGGCCUCCAUGGGCACCAGCUACAUCAACCUGAACCCGGCCACCGCCUCCCCUGCAGGUAUGAACAUGGCGUACUCCACCUCCAGCCUCAGCAGUUCCCCGCUGGCCUCCAUGGGCUCUGGGCCCGGCCACAUGUCCCUCUCCCCGGUGGCCUCGUCCCUCAGCUCGGGCCCUCUAACCCAGCUGGGCCCCGCUACUCCCGGCUCCUUGGGCUCCUUGUCCCACUACCAGAACAUGGGCCAGUCCAUGAGCCAGCUGGGAUACACCUCCACUGCGACCCUGAGCCGGGCCGUACCCAAGGAGAUUCCCCCGAAGCCUUACCGACGCUCCCUGACCCACGCCAAGCCACCAUAUUCCUACAUCUCCCUCAUCACCAUGGCGAUCCAACAGAGCGGCAGCAAGAUGCUCACCCUGAAUGAGAUCUACCAGUGGAUCAUGGACCUGUUCCCCUACUACCGUGAGAACCAGCAGCGCUGGCAGAACUCCAUCCGCCACUCGCUCUCCUUCAAUGACUGCUUUGUGAAGGUGGCUCGCUCACCAGACAAGCCGGGCAAAGGUUCUUACUGGACUCUGCACCCACAGUCAGGCAACAUGUUUGAGAAUGGCUGCUACCUGAGGCGCCAGAAACGCUUCAAGAUCGAGGACAAGAUGGCGAAGAAAGCGGGAAAGAGCCAGGAGGUGGGCUCAGGUAAAGGAGGCCACGGUGGAGAUCACCUGGGGGAGGAUCACAGCCCCACAGGAGGAUCAGAAGGAGCUGACUCCGCCCACUCAGACAACUCUCACCCGGGCUCUUCAGACGACCAGCCGCAUCCCCGAAACUCCCUGGUUCCACUAGACUGCCCGCCGCUGUCCUCCUCACACCUCCACAGCCCACCUGUCUCCCUGCCUCCCUCCUCCUCCACAUCAUCCUCCAUCCCUCCAUCCUCCUUGUCUCUCUCCGCCACCUCCUCCUCCUCCAACCCGCUCCUCCACUCCCAGUCUUUAGCAGGUAGCGCCCACCUCCUGCCCAGCGCCAUGCAGCAACACAUGGACCUACAGAGCGAUGCCCUCAAGUCUCUGGACCCCCACUACAACUUCAACCACCCAUUCUCCAUCACCAAUCUCAUGUCCAACGAGCAGAAGAUGGACCUCAAGUCCUACCAGGACCAGGUGAUGGCCUACAACAGCUACGCAGGAGGCUCUCCUGUGGGAGUCAAGCAGAUCUACGACAGCCCUGGGCCAGCCAGCAUGGACUCAGGCGCUUACUACCAACCUCUGUACAGCCGCUCAGUGCUCAACGCCUCCUAAUAUGGACAUUCACCCCACCCCCAUACACAUACACACACCUGUCAGUAGAGGUGAGCCAAGAUGGAGACUUCUCUUUCUCUCUUCCUUUUCUAAAAUGGACACCCAAGCUCUCUUUAUCUUCCUCUUUCUCUCUCUUUCCCUCUCUGGCUCAUGUCCAGUGGCCUUGGAAGAGACUCACAUCUAAAAUGGCUGCCAUGUUUGAGGGACCAGAGAACCUUUUUUUUUUUUUUUUUUCUCUUUUACCAACUCUGACAAACACAGAGACUGGUUGGUUACACUGAGGAUAGAAAAGUGAAGCUGGAAAAUUCUACACUGAUGAUGAAGAUAUUUGACUUUGUGUGUAUGUAAGUCAGAUGUCAGAUCCCGUCUUUGCCUGUCACAAGAACAUUACGUGUGGCAAAAUUGGCCUUGUAUAAAAUGUAAAUAGAGCUAAUGUGGGGGGAAAAGGAUAUUUGCAUUUAUUUAUAAAGGGAAUAAAUUUUAAUAUAUCUUGUAUAGCGUUCUGUCGACCAGUUACAACCCAAAUGUUAGGGGUUUUUUUAUCCAAAGACGGAGAGAAGGAGGCAAGUUUCAGGUUACUGCUUCAGGCAGGUGUUACUGCAGCGGGAGACAGUAAAGUUGAUUUUUUUUUUUUGUGUUACAGCAUUUCUCACAUCUCUCACUACGUUCCGUCAGAUCUACCAGAUCAGACAUCUGUCAAUGUAAAUGUAGCUUUCGAAGUUUUUUAAAAAAGAAAUGGUUUGUUGUUUAUGGUUCAUAUGAAGAAACACAAAGCCAUUUUAUCCUUGCUGGAGCACAGAGAGGGGAGGAAAAAAAAAGAAGUAGAAAAAUUUUGCAGCCAGAAGGAAAGAGGCAAAGUAACUGUGGUAAAAAAAAAAAAAACUAAAAAAAAAAACUUAAAAAGCAUGUUGUGUUUAUGUCUUUUAUUUCCCACAAUCAUUUCCUUUUGUUACCUAUACGAGGGCAUUAAAACAAAAUGCUUUUCCAGCAGACUGUAACAUUUUGAAUAACAGAUAGCGGGUGAGGUGCAUAGAGGAGUUCAGUCAGUUACUAAAACAGUGGAAGGGAGGAGAGAUGCACUAGGGGAGGAUUUACAUACAGUACUUUGCACUAUGGAGCUCCCACUGACCAGGUGAGCUGAUGGGCUGGUGUGUGUGUGUGUGUGUGUGUGUGUUACAACAAUAGUUAGGAACACCCCCCCACCCCCCCCCCCAACACACUGUCAGUGGAUCAGCUCAAUGGGAUCAGUGUAACAAGGUUUCAAAUAACUCUCACUGUUCAAAAAGUGCCUUUUCCUCAAACAACUGCUGAUCUGAUAAGACAUCGAUGUAUAGAUGAUCUAUUGAAGGAUUAUUCCCAAAAAAAAAAAAAAACAGAGGACGCAGAAGUUUCAGGUCACAUGACGUCCUUUGUGGAGCAUAUUUUAGUUUCAGAGAAAUGUCUUUUAUUUAAGCUAUGUUGCUUUUCAGACUUUGGAAGUGUGCUGAUAUAAUAUAUUGUUUUAUUGUUUUUUUUUGUUGUUGUUUAUGUUGGUUUAAAUGUGAUUACAAUCAUUCAUGUUUCAUUUUUCUUAUUAAAAAGGCAAAAAAUGGGGACAAAUUGUGCAUUUGUUUUUCUUUUUCAGCAACAUUUCGGCUGAAAGUGCUUAUUAUCAGUGUGGAUAUAAAUUAAAUGUAAAUAUUCAGUGUUAAAAUCAGUAUUUUGUUGUUUCUUUGUUUCUCAAGCUU
Molecule: messenger RNA, 4973 nt
Organism: Thunnus maccoyii (southern bluefin tuna)
Lineage: Eukaryota; Metazoa; Chordata; Actinopteri; Scombriformes; Scombridae
Gene: foxa3
Product: forkhead box A3
Exons: 3
Coding region: 1843-3246 (467 amino acids)
Biological process (GO): regulation of transcription by RNA polymerase II; anatomical structure morphogenesis; cell differentiation
Molecular function (GO): transcription factor binding; RNA polymerase II cis-regulatory region sequence-specific DNA binding; protein domain specific binding
Source: RefSeq, a predicted model, not a curated record